UUACUCUUCCCUCACUUUCUGUAGUCCUCUGAUCUUUCUGUAUUACCUAGACUCAGAAAAGCGCUGCCGCCAUGGCCGAUGAACUUCUAGGGUGCUGGAAGCUGGUUUGUUCUGAACAGUUUGAGGAAUACAUGAAAGAUAUUGGUGUAGGUUUUCCCACCAGGAAGAUUGCAAUUGGUUUGAAACCUGAUGUGAUAAUCAGUAAUGACGGAAAUAAGUGGAAUAUAAAAACAGAGAGUACCUUUAAGAACACAGAUUUGGGCUUUGUACUAAAUGAACCGUUUGAAGAAACCACAGCAGAUGGCAGGAAAUGCAAGACUACCAUUACACUAGACGGUAAUAAAUUGAUACAACACCAGAAGUGGGAUGAGAAGGGGGAAGAAAAGGAAUCCACAAUAACACGAGAAGUACAAAAAGAUCAAAUGAUAACGAUAUGCAUAUUUGGUGAUACGAAGUGCCGUCGGGUCUAUGACAGAAAAUGAAGCUUCAGUCUUUAUACACAUUAAUAUGUUGUGCUAUUAAUGUAUAAGUUUAGCUCAAUGAGCAGCCUCUUAAGUGAUACAUGCUAUUAAACACCUUUUGUAAUAUCUACGCAAAAAGUAAAAGGUUUGCGGAAAUCCUCUA
Rana temporaria (common frog) is the source of this 624-nucleotide messenger RNA. RefSeq names its product fatty acid-binding protein, adipocyte-like. Gene Ontology annotation, molecular function: fatty acid binding. NCBI's taxonomy places the organism in Eukaryota, Metazoa, Chordata, Amphibia, Anura, Ranidae. Gene Ontology annotation, cellular component: cytosol; nucleus. Gene Ontology annotation, biological process: fatty acid transport. The coding region runs from base 72 to 482 and encodes 136 amino acids. The record is from RefSeq and is a predicted model, not a curated record. The transcript has 4 exons.